Trifolium pratense (red clover) is the source of this 2359-nucleotide messenger RNA. Its product is annotated as U-box domain-containing protein 11-like. The record is from RefSeq and is a predicted model, not a curated record. Gene Ontology annotation, biological process: protein ubiquitination. Gene Ontology annotation, molecular function: protein binding; ubiquitin-protein transferase activity. Gene Ontology annotation, cellular component: cytoplasm; nucleus. The coding region runs from base 166 to 2112 and encodes 648 amino acids. NCBI's taxonomy places the organism in Eukaryota, Viridiplantae, Streptophyta, Magnoliopsida, Fabales, Fabaceae. The transcript has 4 exons.
GUGAAGCCAAGAACUCAUUACAAUAUUAAUUUACAAUUAAUUAACAAUUAAUUAUUAUUAAUUUAUUACAGUGAUUACUCAUUCAGCACUAUCGUUACGUGUCAAAGCUCCAUAAGUCUCAUCAAAAACCUCAUUAGACUCUCUCUGACUUCACCACCAAAAACAAUGGCCGGCGAGUUCGCCGGAGAUAACACACCGGAGCUACUUUCUCUUGUUCACGAUAUUACCGGAAUGUGUGUCGGAGGAGGCGGUUCUUCCUCCCUCACCGCCGAUGCAAUGUUCAGAAAAGAUUGCACCGAUCUAGUUCGCCGGAUCUCUCUUUUAUCUCAUUUGUUUGAAGAGAUUAAAGAAUUGAAUAAGGUUAACGGUUCUCCUUCAAGUUCUUCAUCUACUGCUUUAGAGGAUUCGUGGUCCUCUGAUCUAGUUCUUGCUCUUCAAUCUGCUAAACGGUUAUUAUCCGUAGCGAAGAAUUUCAGUUCUAAUUCUAAUAAUUCUUCUGAUGGAGCUGCCAAGACUAUUAUCUUCCAAUUUCAGUGCGUGACGUGGAAAUUGGAAAAACUAUUAAGCAGUUUACCGUAUGACGAUUUAGACAUUUCAGUUGAAGUCAAAGAACAGGUGGAUUUGGUGAGAACACAAUUGAGACGGGCCACGGAUAAAUACGGGUUUAUGAUUUCUAAGAUGCCGUCUUAUGAUUUAUCCCAGCCCUUGGCCCAAGAAAUCAGUCAAGUUCUUGGCAAAUCUGUGAGUGGAUUGCAUAAACAACACAGUUGUCCUGAAAAUCUAUCAGAACUAGGCAGCAUUCCUAAAAGCAAUGAAGGGAAAAGCUGUAGCCCAUGUGGGGCAGGAUCUCGAUUGGAAAGAACAAGGAGCAUCCAUGCCUCUUCUGAGGUUUCCUUAUCGAUUUUAACUGUUCCUAAAAGUCAAGAAAUUUCUGGGAGCACCAAUAUACCUGAAGAUAAAAAACCUGAAGCAAUUGUAAUUCCUGAAGAUUUUCUUUGCCCUAUAUCCUUGGAACUAAUGAGAGAUCCUGUUAUCGUGGCCACUGGUCAGACAUAUGAGAGAUCUUACAUACAGAGAUGGAUUGAUUGUGGAAAUACAACCUGCCCAAAAACUCAGCAGAAGCUCCAACAUUUGACCCUUACACCAAAUUAUGUUCUAAGGAGCCUUGUUUCUCAGUGGUGUAUAGAGCACAACAUUGAACAACCAACAGGACUAACCAAUGGAAAAAUAAAAAAGAGUGAUGGAUCAUUCAGAGAUGUUACAGGUGACAUAGCGGCAAUUGAAACUCUAGUCCGGAAGCUCUCCUGCAGGUCCAUUGAGGAGUGUAGAGCAGCAGUUGCUGAAAUUCGUUUAUUAUCCAAAAGAAGCACUGACAACAGGAUACUAAUUGCUGAAGCUGGGGCAAUACCAGUUUUAGUCAACCUUUUAACUUCCGAAGAUGUAAUGACACAAGAAAAUUCGGUUACAUCAAUUCUUAAUCUUUCUAUAUAUGAAAACAACAAAGGACUUAUAAUGCUUGCUGGUGCAAUUCCAUCCAUUGUCCAAGUUCUCCGAGCUGGAACCAUGGAAGCAAGAGAAAAUGCGGCAGCAACGCUUUUUAGCUUGUCACUUGCAGAUGAGAACAAAAUAAUAAUUGGAGCCUCAGGAGCUAUAUCCGCUUUGGUAGAAUUGCUCGAAAAUGGAAGCCCUAGAGGGAAGAAGGACGCAGCAACAGCACUGUUCAAUUUAUGCAUAUAUCAAGGAAACAAGGGCAGAGCCAUAAGAGCGGGGAUCAUCACAGCACUGUUGAAAAUGCUGACAGAUUCAAGCAAAUCAAUGGUUGACGAAGCCCUUACAAUUAUGUCAGUUCUUGCCAGCCACCAAGAGGCAAAGGCUACCAUAGUAAAAGCCAGCACUAUACCAGUUUUAAUAGAUCUUUUGAGGACGGGAUUGCCUCGCAACAAAGAGAAUGCAGCUGCCAUUUUACUUGCUUUGUGCAAGAGGGAUACUGAUAAUCUUUCCUGUAUCAGUAGACUCGGUGCUGUCAUACCCCUUUCUGAACUUGCUAGGACCGGUACAGAGAGAGCAAAAAGAAAGGCUACUUCACUAUUGGAGCAUCUUCGUAAGUUAUAACAGCUUUGAAUGGUGCAGUGCUGCAAAGAACCUUAAAUUUAAUAUAUUUCUCUCCGAUUAUUUGACAUAAUUUUUCACACAUUGUUUUGCAACUGAUAAGAUCAAUCGAGGAUGAAAUAAGAAAGUCAGACUCAUUGGUCCAGUUUAUUCUUUCCUUCUUUCCAUGUUUUGUUCAUUUUCAACCUCGUAUCAGCGUGUAAAGAAAUCAAUCAAUAUAUAUAUAUUGUCUCCAAGAGAUUUUUACAGA